UUCUUCGCCGGCGGGCGCCUCCGUGGCAUUCGCAGUCGUUACUCUGUUGCCGCACACGCUCGCGCCGCUGCCUCCACCGUCCUUCCGCCGACUGCCGCCACAAUGACGUUCGUCAAGAGUUCCACGUACCAGCUCUUCGAUCUCAGCAUGGGGGUCGCGAGCCAGUCGACGCAGUUCUUCUCGGUUGCGGACUAUUUGGUGUUCGGAGGGAUGCUGGCUGUAUCUACGGGCAUUGGGCUCUACCACGGCUGCCGCAAGAGAAAGGAGGCCAGUCAGGACAGGACGGGAGAAUUCCUCACAGGAAAUGGCCAGAUGAGCACCGUGCCAGUAGCAUUGUCCAUGUUGGCGAGCUUUCUGUCCUCAAUAACAUUAAUGGGGCAACCAGCAGAAGUGUACCUUUUUGGCCCACAGCUGUGGUUGUUUGGAAUUGCCAUGCUACUCAGUAUUCCAGCAGUGUGCUACAUUUUUAUUCCAUUUUACCACAGAAUUAAAUGUACGUCAGCUUAUGAGUACUUUGGGACAAGAUUCCACAAAAAUGUGCAGCUCCUUGCAUCUGUUCUCUUCACAGCUCAGAUGGUACUAUAUUUAGCACUAGUACUUUAUGCACCUGCUGUUGCUCUCUAUCAAGUCACUGGUCUGAAGACUGAAAUAAUAGUUUCUGUGAUGUACAUAGUGGUUAUAUUCUACACAACAAUAGGUGGAAUAAAAGCAGUGGUAUGGACAGACUGUUUUCAAGUAUUUGUCCUAUUCAUCUCCAUGAUAGCAGUUCUUACAAAAGGAACAAUGGAUAUUGGUGGACCAGAAGUAGUGUGGAUGAGAAAUGCAAAAGCUGGUAGAACACAGUUCUUCAAUUGGAAUUAUGAUCCUACAGAGAGAUACACAGUUUGGUCAUGUUUGAUUGGAGCAGGAUUUCUGCACAACACAGUUUAUGGUGCGAAUCAGUUGCAAGUUCAGAGGUAUCUCACUGUCAGAACUGUCAAUAAAGCUAGACAAAUGAUGUGGAUAAAUGCAGUUGGUUGGACAGCCAUUGUUUUCCUGACAGUGUAUGCAGGGAUGCUAAUAUUUGCAAGGUACCAUGAUUGUGAUCCUAUUACAUCACAGAUGGUGAAGAAACCAGAUCAGCUUUUUCCUCUUUAUAUAAUGGACACCUUGAGUGACUAUCCAGGAUUUCCCGGUGUUUUUGUUGCUGGGAUAUUUAGUGCUGGACUAAGUACUGUCUCAACUGGCCUGAAUUCACUUGCUGCUAUAUGGUUUGCAGAAAUGGAUGGCUCAAAUUUUAAGAAGAAAUUGAAUCAGUCCAGGGCAGCAUUAACAGUAAAACUGCUUGCCUUAUUGUUUGGACUACUUUCAUUUGCUUUAGUGUUUGCUGUACCAUAUAUGGGUGGUCUUGUGCCAGUUGCAGUGUCUCUAUCAGGAUUCUUUUCUGGAGCAUUAUUUGCUCUUUUUCUUUUGGGAAUGUAUGUUCCAUGGGUAAAUGCAGUGGGUGCAGCAGCUGGAAUGAUAUUUGGUAUUGGCAUACCAGCCUGGUUAGCUACUGGAAGCAACAUAGCAUCUGAAAAAGGGUAUGUCCCAAAUGUGCUUCCUGUUUCAACGCAUAACUGUUCAAAGAAUACAACAAUUCUGCCACAAUAUGUAAGGAUUAAUGAUGAGAUUUUUUAUCCAUACAAAAUAUCAUUUCUUUGGUAUUCACUUAUCUCAAUCAUAUUGACACUUCUCUUUGGUUUGGGAGUCAGCUGGCUUUUCAAUUUUGAAUGUUUUCAAAGACAGAAACUGUGCAAUAUCAAACUCAGAAGCUUGACACAAAGAACAACAGAAAUGGAACAUCAGACUCUUUCUGCUACAAGUGAGGAGUCAAACAAAUUAUUAAUAGCAGAAGGCAACACUGACAAAGAUUUGUACAGACAGAGUUGAAAAUAUCUAGCACCUAAGGAAGUAAUAUUUGUGUGUGUGUAUGUGUGUGUGUGUGUGUGUGUGUGUGUGUGUGUGUGUUUAGCGAAUUGUUUUUCUGACUCCUAGGUUAUGAGUAUAACUGGGUUGUUUACACAUGACUGUGUGUUGUUUGUGAAGAUAUGUUUUCAGUCUGUAACAAUAACAACCAAAAAUAUCAAUCUACUGUUAUACAUAUCAACUAGCUUCCUUAUUAAUAGUAUAAUACUAUUAUUAGUAUGAAACAGUUGUAUCCUGCUCAAAUUUUGUACAAAUUUUUUGUGUGACUGUGUGAUGAUAUGUGACAUUAGUAACUUAAUUAUUUUCAAUUACCUACGGAACUGUCAGUCAAAUGCAAUGUAAAGAUAAAAUAGUUGCCCAUUGUCUGUAAUCCUGAGAUGAAAUUCAAAUGUAUAUUCUUGACAGUAUAAAGAAUAUUUCAGAAGAAUUAUAAAUAUUUUAGUAGAACAGUUUUGAGUUAAAAAGUUCAUUUAAUCAUAUAUCCAAGCUUGGUGGUUGCUGUAUUUCAGGAAUCUGAAUUUUUCACAUGGGAAGAAUACUACUAAAACCAAUUGAGAUUCCACAGCUACAUUAUCAAAGCAGUCUGCCUCUUUUUCCUUUGCCAUUCUUUCAAUAACAGUGGCAAUUCAUGUUGCAGGAAGUCUCAUAUAUGAGCCUUGUGAAAUGCAAUAGGACAGUAGAUCCAGUCAACUAAUUGUCAAUUACACAACAUUACACAUUUACAAAAAAAUCUUGAAAAUAUGUUUUCACAAUGCUAUGUGGACUUGCAAUGAAUCAUUGAUAUGAGUUGUUGAAUCCAUCUCAUGUCGAAGAGACUUCCUCAGUUAAUGAUAUUCACACAGUCACUCAAAUAUUAGCACUUACCCAUUGCCAAAAUUACAAUCACUGAGCUUCAUCAUUUACCUACAAGUGUUGCAACCAUUGAUGUACGUAAGGGGUAUAAACCAUACUGAGAUACUGUUAGCCAUACUUUAAAAUGUGGAUACCAAUAGAAGUUGACAGUUGUUAUAGUUCUACAAUUUAUUGACUGCAGGGUGGUUUGUUCCUAAUCCAAAUUUAACUGGACUAAAUAGCCUUCAGGUUGGUACUCUGCAGAUAUAAAACUCUCCUUGUAUUUCUUAUAAAUAGCAAGAGAAUUUCCAUUAUAAAACCUGUAAACAAAUAUCAUACUCAGAUAUUCAGUGUAUCUAAAACUGUGUAAAAUUGUUUUAAAUACUUUAUUAAUGGACUCACAUGCACAUAACCAAAUUGAACAUACUAAUUUAACUUAUAGAAACAAUCAAAUAAUGAGUGAGUUCAAUAUCAUAUCUUACAAAAAAUGGCAAAAAUUUUCAGUAUUAUCAUAAAAAGCUUUUAAUAAAUAAUUAGCACUUCUUAAUUCACCAGAAAUAUUUCAGAUUAAAAUGUCUUUCCUUCAUUACAAAUCUGCUUCUUGUACUAUGCAUUGUCUUUUAUUUUAGGAAUCAGUAGUAGUUUCCCACUAUAGCAGUCUUUCAUCUACACACAACAAAAAAAGUUUUGCAUCACCUCAGUUCCAAGAGCUCCGGAAACUGUACAGAAAAUUGGACUAGAGCUCAACAUAAACAUCAUUUACACCCUUUUUAUUGCUCAUAAAAAAGCACAAUUGCAUGUUCUACCACCAUACAGUGAGACCUUCAGAGGUGGUGGUCCAGAUUGCUGUACAUGCCAGUAAGUCUAAUACCCAUUAGCAUGUCCUCUUGCAUUGAUGGAUGUCUGUAUUCAUCAUGGCAUACUAUCCACAAGUUCAUCAAGGCACUGUUGGUCCAGAGUGUCCCACUCCUCAAUGGCGAUUCAUCAUAGAUCCCUCAAAGUGGUUGGUGGGUUAUGUCAUCCAUAAACAACCCUUUUCAAUCUAUCCCAGGCAUGUUCGAGAGGGUUCAUGUCUGGAGAACAUACUGGCCACUCUAGUCGAGCGAUGUCAUUAUCCUGAAGGAAGUCAUUCACAAGACGUGCACAAUGGGGGUGCAAAUUGUUGUCCAUGAAAAUGAAUGCCUCGCCAAUAUGAUACCGAUGUAUGUUGCCAAAAAAUUAAUUCCCGUGCUUAUCUGCUUAUGUCAGUAAGAAUGGUAGACUAGAGUAGUGUACUAAAAUGAUGUGAAAGGAAGAAAAUUAAAUGAAUGAAGUGCUGAAAUACUGUUUUAUUUUAAAUAUUUAAAAAGAUUGAAACC
Molecule: messenger RNA, 4136 nt
Organism: Schistocerca gregaria
Lineage: Eukaryota; Metazoa; Arthropoda; Insecta; Orthoptera; Acrididae
Product: sodium-coupled monocarboxylate transporter 1-like
Exons: 14
Coding region: 103-1911 (602 amino acids)
Biological process (GO): transmembrane transport; sodium ion transport
Cellular component (GO): membrane
Molecular function (GO): symporter activity
Source: RefSeq, a predicted model, not a curated record